CAGCCGCUGGAUCCCCAGGACGGGCUUCGACUCCUCCCCUUCCUUUGAACCCUACAAUUCCAACCGGGACUCCCCAAUAAAUGGAUGAGGAUAGAGUGAGCUGGGUCCUGCGUUCUCAGUGUUGGGGCAAAGAUCAGAGAAUGUGAGGGUCGGAAUGGGGGCUUGGCAGGAACGCGGCCGAUCCUAAUGUCACCCCUGGCCUGGAGGCCACUCUAACGGUGCUUUGGGGCUGUCCUUGGUCGUGCGGACUCCAGCGUCGCAGCCGGUGGGAGCAGAUCAGCCCCAGGUCUGCCCAUGCCGUUUUCUCUAGUCAGACCUGCGUUUGGGCCUCUCUCCUGCCUUCCAAAUCGCGCAAAGUUCGUUGUUUCGCUCAGCGUGUUGGAUAUGUGUCGGGACUCAGGGGACUUCUGAAAGCCUGUUUUUAUGGCUUACGCGCGGUCCGUAGGGACCACUGAUGCUUCCUGGCCCCUCGGGAAAAGGAGGUUCCCUGCCCCGGACUCUUUCUCCCAAUUCCUCCAUCAGCGGAGGAAUAACUCCUAGCGGAGCAGUAACUGCCCUCAGAAGAAUAAUUGCAACUUUCCCUAAAAUCUGCAGCAAAGGUCCCCACAUAUGGUGUGAUUCAGUGCCAGUGACCCAGGGAACCCAGAAACUGUGGCCUUCGCGGAGGUGGGGACCUGGACUGGCCAUGUUUCCCCAUGCAGUCCCAGGGUCUCCAUUCCUGCCGCGCUCCCGCAGAUAAGGGCGGGCGGGGCGCUGGGAGGGGGGAGUUGCUAUAAGGAGGCUGGGACGGCGGGCGCGGCCCCCAGAACACGUCACGCCAGCGCCAUGCUCAGCGCCCAAGAGCGCGCCCAUAUCGCACAGGUCUGGGACCUGAUCGCCGGCCACGAGGCGCCCUUCGGGGCGGAGCUGCUGCUCAGGCUCUUCGCAGUGUACCCCAACACUAAGACCUACUUCAAGCACCUGGGCGACUGCCCCGACGAGGUGCUGCUGCUGAACCACGGACAACGCAUGCUCGAGGCGGUGGGCGUGGCCGUGCGGCACGUGGACAACCUGCGCGCCGCCCUGAGCCCGCUCGCCGACCUGCACGCACACGUGCUGCGCGUGGACCCCACCAACUUUCCCGGUGAGCCACUGCUGAUCCAGUGUUUCCAGGUGGUGCUGGCUUCCCACCUCCAGGACGAAUUUACUGUGGAGAUGCAGGCCGCGUGGGAUAAAUUCCUGACUGGCAUAGCCGUGGUGCUGACGGAGAAGUACCGCUGAGUUCAGUGCCCCGCAGGCCUAGGUCUGAGGACAUCAAUAAACAGGCCUCAAAACGCUG
Messenger RNA from Vicugna pacos (alpaca), 1318 nucleotides. The record is from RefSeq and is a predicted model, not a curated record. NCBI's taxonomy places the organism in Eukaryota, Metazoa, Chordata, Mammalia, Artiodactyla, Camelidae.